This is a messenger RNA of Salvelinus fontinalis (brook trout), 1135 nucleotides long. RefSeq names its product iodotyrosine deiodinase (gene iyd). Gene Ontology annotation, molecular function: oxidoreductase activity. The transcript has 5 exons. Lineage: Eukaryota; Metazoa; Chordata; Actinopteri; Salmoniformes; Salmonidae. The record is from RefSeq and is a predicted model, not a curated record. Bases 79 to 969 code for a protein of 296 amino acids.
CUGAGCAGCGGAACUCCCGCCUUGCUGGCAGACUGUCGGUUUCGAUCAGUUGUGUUCAGAGUAUUACCGUCAGUCAGCAUGGCCCUUCUCUCCACUCUCACGCCGGUGUUUGUGGCUGUUUUAUGCGUGAUCCUCAUUUUUCUGUUCAAAAGCUCUCAGAAGAAGAAGGAGGAGAACGAGGCAGUGAAACCCGAGUGGAAGCCCAAGGCGCGACCGUGGGUAGACGAGGAUCUUCAGGACGACACAGAGAUCAGACACAAAGACGACGAAGAGGAUGGUGAUUGGGUGGAGAGUGGUGGGGAGGAGGAGCUGGCCCACGUGCCCUACCACGCUUCUCGGUACCCCGUAGAGGUCAUGGUUCAGAGGUCACAGGACUUCUACAGCCUGAUGAACCAGAGGAGGUCUGUCCGCUUCCUCAGCCCCGAGCCCGUUCCACGACAGGUCAUCGACAACGUCAUCCGCACUGCAGGCACAGCCCCCAGUGGAGCCCACACAGAACCCUGGACGUUUGUGGUGGUGUCAGACCCAGAGGUGAAGCACCAGAUCAGGCUAGUGGUGGAGGAGGAGGAGGAAGUCAACUACCGUCAGAGGAUGGGGGACAAGUGGGUCAGUGACCUGCAGAGACUCAGGACUAACUGGGUGAAGCAGUAUCUUGAUGUGGCUCCCUACCUCGUGUUGAUAUUUAAACAGACAUAUGGCAUUGUAGCUGGAGGACAGAAGAGGACUCAUUACUACAAUGAGAUCAGUGUGUCCAUCUCCUGUGGCCUGCUAUUGGCCGCGCUGCAGAAUGCAGGUCUGGUGACGGUGACGACGACGCCCCUCAACUGCGGCCCCCAGCUCAGGCUGCUCCUCGGUCGGCCAGCCAAUGAGAAGCUGCUGAUGCUUCUUCCUGUCGGUUACCCCGCCCCCGACGCCACCGUGCCCGACCUCACCCGCAAGCCACUCGACGACAUCGUGGUGCACCUGUGACAUCAUCACUAAGGGCCCGGUCGAGUGACAUCCUAGAUGUAAGGGUACCUUCUGUCCUCGUCUCUUCCCAGUCAUCUGCAAUGAUUUGUAAAGUAGCAACAGUCAUCAAAAUGUUUACUAUUCUAAUAAAAUGCAACAAUUGAACAAUAAAUGAAGAUACUCCAAA